AAUGGGCAUUGGUGGUGAAUAUUCAAAAUGUCUUCAGGAUCAUUCAAAUUGUUUUCAUGACCAUUCAGUUGCCGAUAGUACUGAUUCAAAGUGUCUUCAGAAUCUUUCAAUUGCAGCCGGUAGUGAUACAAAUUGUCGUCAGGAACUUUCAGCUGACAAUGCUGCUGAUUCAAGGUGUCUUCAGGACCUUUCACUGGACUUUGGUGGUGAUUCAAAGUGUAUCCAGGACCUUUCCAUUUGCAAUGCUUGUGAAAGGUGUGGCUUAAAUGUCACUAGCUAUGGGGAAGAGAAAUCGUCCUUUGGGUACACUAAAGUGAAGAACUCAAGGUUCCUUCAAUUCUUGAAGCCAGAUCCUGUACUCCAUGGUCCGAUUUAUCAGGAGAAGCUACAUAGAGAGACUAAAGGGACUACUAUUAUUGCUUGGGUUUUAAACCAAGCACCUGCUGUAAUGGCUGGUUUUGAUUCCAGGAUCACUAAGCAUGAUGAACUAGUUUCAGAUACAUCGAAAAAAUUUGAAAUCAUUAGUCCAAAGAUACUCGCAUUAGGUGCAGGAAGCUAUUAUGAUAUUAAGAAGACAUUUAAUAUUAUGAAGUACUGCAUUCCAAACAAGAUUAUGAGACAUCUUGAAGUCAUAUUUAAGCUAGGAGAGUAUGCUCGUGAUAGGCCCGUGAGAAAGAAUGUUGAUUUGUAUACCUGUUUUAUUCUUGGUGUGCAGUCUGAGGAACCAACCCUUUAUCGACUUGACAGUGACCUUGAUCCUCCUUUAGAGAAAUGUGAUGGUGUAGAAUUAAGUGGCACCGGGGAUCUAGCGGCUUAUGAAGCAUUGACAGAAGAAACGGAGGAACCUGUGGAAGGUUUUCAUGUAGAAGACACACAUAGAAAAGUUAAAUAUGCAUUUCUUAAGGCAGCUCUAACCGAUCCCUCUACCGGUGGUAUUAUAACUGUGGCAUAUAUUGAUGAUGAUGGAAUGGAAAGAAUGUCCAGCAAUACGGUUGUAGAAUUGUAUAUACAAUUCUAUGACAAGUUCCGUUCUCUUGAAGACCGAAUUGUGUUUCUAUUUUAUGAUAAUGUUCAAAAGAAAAAGCUUUCGUCAUUUCUUGGGUGAUGUCAGAUUUCUGUUUUUGCUAUAUAUUAUAAGAAAACUUGAUGAACACCACAUUGUAUAGAACUUAAAUUCAUUAUUAUAUAUGAUUUAGUUCUGAAUUCAAAUGUCAUGUAUAAGUUAAGG
This is a messenger RNA of Rosa rugosa (rugosa rose), 1228 nucleotides long. RefSeq lists its product as uncharacterized. Gene Ontology annotation, cellular component: proteasome core complex. The coding region runs from base 2 to 1105 and encodes 367 amino acids. The record is from RefSeq and is a predicted model, not a curated record. NCBI's taxonomy places the organism in Eukaryota, Viridiplantae, Streptophyta, Magnoliopsida, Rosales, Rosaceae. The transcript is spliced from 5 exons.